AUGGAUGAACGUAGUGGAAAAGAAAGAGUAAAAUGGACAACCACCAUUAUUAUCAGCUCAUCUCUUAAGAGUUACGAGAUUGCAACUGCCCUGGAAAGUCGAAGCCACAAGGUUCGGUAUUCUGAUACACUGGAAAGUGGAUCAAUUGUAUUUUCUCUCUCUGGAGUUGCAUUUUUGUUGAUGGAUGCUAAGGAAUGUAUGACAUCAGCUGAGGAAAUAUUUCUAACCAAAAUCGACAAGUUUAUUAAUAUUCACCAAAAUAGUUUUUUGGUUCUAUUUGCUCCACUCCAUGGGCCUGAAGAAUGGAAUCUCAUGUUCAGAAUUCAUCAGAGAUUCUUGGGCAGUAAUUUACGAAUACUUCCUGUACACAACACAGUAAAUGCCAUUGACCUUAUGUGCACUAUAGCCAAGACUACCUCCAGACCACACAUAGACAGCAUCUGCUACAGAAUGAUAACAACUAAAGCUUACAUCAUAGAGCAGAGCCCUGUCUGGAGGACACUUCAGAAGAUAAAGCUGAGUACGGACUCAGUCAGUCCAGACUCACAAGACUGACCACAAGGGUCCUUUUGGAGGAAUAUCAAAAUAAUUUAACUCAUUAACUUGUAAUGUCCAAAUGUAAAUUUAAGGGCAUAUAUAUUUAAAAUAAUAUGUACACAAUUAAAUACUUUUUAUUUGGGGAA
Grammomys surdaster is the source of this 683-nucleotide messenger RNA. It is a transcript of the gene CUNH1orf146, whose product is annotated as chromosome unknown C1orf146 homolog. Gene Ontology annotation, cellular component: chromosome. The coding region runs from base 1 to 555 and encodes 184 amino acids. NCBI's taxonomy places the organism in Eukaryota, Metazoa, Chordata, Mammalia, Rodentia, Muridae. The record is from RefSeq and is a predicted model, not a curated record. The transcript is spliced from 5 exons. Gene Ontology annotation, biological process: reciprocal meiotic recombination; synaptonemal complex assembly.